Messenger RNA from Fraxinus pennsylvanica, 8970 nucleotides. Lineage: Eukaryota; Viridiplantae; Streptophyta; Magnoliopsida; Lamiales; Oleaceae. The record is from the annotation of a GenBank genome assembly.
AUGACCAAUUCGCAAAAUGUUGAGCUGGAGGCAGCCAAGUUUCUGCAUAAACUUAUACAAGAGUCUAAAGACGAGCCUACCAAAUUAGCUACAAAGCUUUAUGUGAUUUUGCAGCAUAUGCGAUCUAGUGGGAAAGAAAAUUCAAUGCCAUAUCAAGUAAUAUCAAGGGCCAUGGAGACUGUUAUUAAACAGCACAAUCUUGAUAUUGAAGCUUUAAUGUCAUCACGCCUUCCUCUGGCUGGUGGAACACAAGUUGGAGACUCUACAUCUUUGCAAUUAUCUGGUGCAGCUCCCGGUUCUUAUCCACCAUCAGAAUCGUCGGGUCCAAUGAAUUUUAGUAGCUCCUCAUAUGAUAAUCAUGAUUUUGGUGCAAAGGUUAGCAAGGAUAGAAGCAUGGAAGUGUUUCCAGCCAUGCCUUCAUCUGAUCUUUCAGCUGGUAAAAGUGUAGCUGGAAAGCCAUCGGAUCACGGGGGAACUAGUACACUGGUUAAUUCAAAUAAGAUAAUUCAGGGUGGUGCCCCUCCGGACGCAAAUAUGCUCAGAAGUCUGAGUAUUAGAGAGGCAGGGAAAUCUCCUUCUGCUCAAGCUCCCAGAACUGGCGUGCCAUUUAAAGAACAGCAGUUGAAACAACUGAGAGCUCAGUGUCUUGUGUUUUUGGCUUUCAGAAAUGGUUUGUCACCAAAGAAGCUUCAUCUGGAGAUUGCACUUGGAAAUUUUUACUCAAAAGAAGAUGAACCUCCCAGAGACCUUAUUGAUCAAAAAGAGGAGCAAGCUAACUACUCUAGCAACAUCCCUGAGGCCUCUAGGCAAUCUGAAAGACUAGUUAACACCAAAGGUCAUUCAUCUUUUGUGGACUCCCGUUCAUCCAAAGGAUCUGAGGUUGCAAAGAUGGAGGACAAACGUGGUCAACCCUCGAUUCUAUCUGAAAAUGCACAAGAUAGGAGGAAUCAUUUAGUGACAAGAAGGGAGUUGGAUGCUGAAAUGCCUACCUUGGAAACAGUAGUACAGACAUCUGCACCUGGAGAACAAUACGAAUCGAACAUGAGGAAUAUUUCCAUCAGUAAUCAUGGGUAUGAUUUGAAGAACAGCCAUCGGCAGAUUGGAUCAAGCAUCGUAGCUUCUGUUGUUAUACCCCCAUCCGAGCAAUUGAAGCUUGAAGAGAGUAGUGGGACUGGAAUUGGAUGUGAAACUGAUGCUUCCAAGGCAUCACUAGCCGCCACCUUUGCUACACAUGAAUCAGUUCCACAAAGAAAAGAUGAUGCUUUAAGUCUCAAUCAAAGUCCUACUGACUGCAGUGUUCUUGGAAAUAGACGCCCUGAUGGGAAGUUGCCUAGUUUCCAAUCGAAGGACCAGUGGAAGCCUGUUUUGGGAAUGAGUGGCCAAAGUUACCCUGAGUAUCAUUUGUCUGCUUUACAGACAGAUCGAGAAGAGGAUGAUAUUUCUAUAUCUACUGGUAGGCCACCUUCUCCAAAGCAUACAACACUGGAAAAAUGGAUUUUGGAUCGUCAAAAGAGAAAAGUUAUUUUCGAGCAAAACCGGGCACUAAAACAGCAGAAAACAGAGCAAAGAAUUGCUGCUCGUUCUGACAAGCUAAAGGACAAUGUGAGCUGUUCUGAAGAUAUUUCUGCAAAGACCAAAAGCGUAAUUGAAUUGAAAAAGCUUCAGUUGUUGGAGUUGCAGCGUAGUCUACGAAGUGAUAUAUUAAAUGACUUUCUCAAGCCAAUAGCCAGUGAGAUGGACCGCCUUAAAUCAAUUAAGAAGCACAGAAUUGGAAGGAGGUCAAAACAACUCGAGAGAUAUGAACAGAAAAUGAAGGAGGAGCGACAAAAGAGAACCCGUGAGAGGCAGAAGGAUUUCUUUAGUGAGAUAGAAGUUCACAGAGAAAGACUGGAAGAUGUAUUUAAAGUGAGGAGAGAGCGCUGGAAGGGAUUUAAUAAAUAUGCAAGGGAGUUCCAUAAGAGGAAGGAAAGAUUUCAUCGUGAGAAGAUAGACAGGAUCCAGCGUGAAAAGAUUAAUUUAUUAAAAAUUAAUGAUGUCGAAGGGUAUCUCCGCAUGGUUCAGGAUGCAAAGUCAGACCGUGUUAAGCAGCUGCUGAAAGAGACUGAGAAAUAUCUGCAAAAGCUUGGGUCAAAACUAAAGGAGGCCAAGACAUUGGAAAGACAGUUUGAAACUGAUAUGGACGAGAGCAGUAGUGGUGUUGAAGAGAAUGAAUUCAUUUUUGAGAAUGAAGACGAAAAGGAUCAGGCCAAGCAUUAUAUGGAGAGCAAUGAGAAGUACUACCUGAUGGCUCAUAGCAUAAAAGAGAACAUUGGGGAGCAGCCGACUUGCCUCGAGGGUGGAAAAUUGAGAGAGUACCAAAUGAAUGGACUGAGAUGGUUGGUUUCACUUUAUAAUAACCACUUGAAUGGCAUCCUAGCUGAUGAAAUGGGCCUCGGUAAAACUGUUCAGGUUAUUUCUCUAAUUUGUUACCUAAUGGAAACAAAAAACGAUAGAGGACCUUUUCUAGUUGUUGUACCAUCCUCAGUUUUACCUGGAUGGGAGUCAGAGAUAAACUUCUGGGCACCGAGUAUCCACAAAAUCGUUUAUUCUGGGCCGCCUGAAGAACGCCGAAGACUGUUCAAGGAACAAAUUGCUCCUCAGAAAUUCAAUGUUCUCCUGACAACAUACGAGUAUUUAAUGAACAAGCAUGAUCGACCAAAGCUAAGCAAAGUGCAUUGGCAUUAUCUCAUAAUUGAUGAGGGACAUCGCAUCAAGAAUGCUUCCUGCAAGUUAAAUGCUGAUUUGAAGCAUUAUCGUAGCAAUCAUAGAUUGCUGUUGACUGGAACUCCUUUGCAGAACAAUCUAGAGGAAUUGUGGGCACUGCUUAACUUCUUGUUGCCCAAUAUUUUUAACUCAUCAGAAGAUUUUUCCCAGUGGUUUAAUAAACCAUUUGAAAGCAAUGGUGACAAUUCACCAGAUGAAGCUUUACUAUCUGAGGAGGAAAAUCUUUUGAUCAUAAAUCGUCUUCACCAAGUGCUGCGGCCGUUUGUGCUUCGAAGAUUAAAACACAAGGUUGAACAUGAAUUACCUGAAAAGAUUGAAAGGCUUGUUAGAUGUGAAGCUUCCGGAUAUCAAAAGCUAUUGAUGAAGAGGGUAGAAGAGAAUCUUGGUGCAAUUGGAACUUCAAAGGCUCGGUCAGUGCAUAACUCUGUGAUGGAACUGCGUAAUAUAUGCAAUCAUCCAUAUCUCAGCCAACUUCAUGUGGAGGAGGUUCAUGAUUAUAUUCCGAAGCAUUAUCUGCCUAAUAUUGUGAGACUCUGUGGAAAGCUUGAAAUGUUAGAUCGAUUGCUGCCCAAGCUAAAGGCAACUGAUCAUCGGGUUCUUCUCUUUUCAACAAUGACUAGACUCCUUGAUGUCAUGGAGGACUAUCUCUGCUGGAAACAAUAUAAAUACCUUCGCUUAGAUGGACAUACAUCUGGGGGUGAUCGAGGGGCUCUUAUUGAGAAUUUCAAUCAACCUGGUUCUCCGUAUUUUAUAUUUUUGCUCAGCAUUCGAGCUGGAGGUGUUGGUGUAAAUCUUCAAGCUGCUGAUACAGUGAUCAUCUUUGAUACAGACUGGAAUCCUCAGGUUGAUCUGCAAGCGCAGGCAAGGGCUCAUAGGAUUGGUCAAAAGAAGGAUGUUCUUGUUCUUAGGUUAGAAACGGUUAAAACGGUGGAGGAGCAAGUUAGGGCUGCUGCUGAACACAAACUUGGGGUUGCUAAUCAGAGUAUAACUGCUGGUUUUUUUGACAACAACACUAGUGCGGAAGAUCGUAGAGAAUACCUGGAGGCUCUCCUGCGGGAGUGCAAGAAAGAGGAAGCUACACCUGUUUUGGAUGAUGACGCAUUAAAUGAUCUUAUUGCACGCAGUGGGUCUGAAAUUGAUAUCUUUGAGUUGGUUGACAAACAGAGGCGGGAAGAAGAAAUGGUGGCAUGGCAAAAUUUAUUUAGUGGGAAAGUGGUAGAAAAGUCUGAGUCUUUACCUCCUUUGCCUUCUCGACUUCUAGUGGAUGAUGACUUAAAACUAUUUUACAAAGCCAUGAAGAUAUCUGAAGUACCAAAUUCAGGCGUCGGAUCUAAUGCUGCAAUGAAGCGAAAAAGUGGGUCUGUCGGAGGGCUUGAUACCCAACAUUAUGGAAGGGGCAAACGAGCUAGAGAGGUUCGCUCAUAUGAAGAGCAAUGGACCGAAGAGGAAUUUGAGAGAAUGUGUCAAGCUGAGUCUCCAGAAUCUCCUAUAAUGAAGGAAGAAAUGACUGGAAAGAUACUGCAAAUGGGUACAAGUGGCUCUGUUGUGAUCAUGGGUGAAACACAAGUUCCGGCAGUACCUCAGCUUCCCAAGUAUCCAACUACCGAGCCGCUGGGACAACAAAGCAGAAAUACUACCCUGCCAUCUAAACGUGGCCGGGGCAGGCCGAAAAGAACGACGGUGGAAACCUCUACAGCAAUUCCUCGGCCUGCACCUCUAGGGGCUCGAGUUUGUGAAGAGCAAUGGAAAGGAGAUGAACCUGAAAGAAUUUGCAAAGUUGAAUCUCUGGAAUCACCUAUGUUAACGGAAGAAAUGACUGGAACGAUGCUACCGAUGACUACAAGUGGCUCCGAUGUGGUCAAGGGUGAAACACAAAUGCCAGGCGUAGUGGUCAAGGGUGAAAUACAAAUACCAGCAGUGUCUCAGCUUUCACAACAUCAAACUGCUGAGUCACUCUCACAACAAAGCAAAGAGGCUAUACCGUCAUCCAGACGUGGUCGUGGGAGGCCUAAAAGAAUGACUAUGGAAACUACUUCACCCAUUCCUCUUCCUGCACCUCUGGGAGCUGGAAAAAUGAAUGAGAGUUCCAAGGGGGAAACAGAUCCUAUGGUACCUGCUCCUGAUUUUACCCCUGCAAGAAGUAUCACUGGAACCAUGCAACAGUUGGGACUUGUUCCCAACUCUGAGCCAACUGCUUCUCCUCUCAUUCCUGCUUCUCAGUCUGCUGCUUCCCCUUCUCCAUCUGGGCGAGGUAGAGGACGAGGUCGAAAGCCUCAAACAGGAGAACCUUCAAGGCGCAGGGGCAAAAGACAGACCACAGCAUUACAAGCUGUUUCGGUAACUGCUUCACCAUCCGGGAUUGGAAAACCUGACAUGGAAAUACUGGGUACAACAGUUUCUAGUUCUACAGUCCCUCCGGGAACUGACCCAGUAUCCUUGGGUCCCAUUAAAAAGGAAGUACGUAGUGAACCAAGUUCAGUUCCAUCUAUUAUUGCUCUUCCGUCACCUUCGAAAUUGGGUGUGGGGUCACAAGUACCCAUUUCCAGCCCUUUGAAGGUUCCUGAACAAAACUCUGCUCCUGGUACAUCUGUUGUGGCAAGUAUCGGUCAGCAAGAAACAGGCGUUGUGUCUGCUCUGACAUCCCAAGAAACCCCUACUCAGGCUCCUGCCAAUCCUGGUGCACCAUCUAUUACGCCUUCCGUCUCUGUAGCAAAGCAAGGAAGAGGUAGAGCACGCAAAGCUCAAAGUGGAGAAGAGACAUCCCAACGGAGACGUAGGAAACAGGAGCCUUCAGUAUCUGCUGUUCAUGAUGGAUUAACCAAUCAAGAUUCAAAUUCAACUACGCCCCCAGAGAAAAAAACUCGUCGGAAGGCCAACACGAGUAAGCAGGGGAAUGAGUCUCAGGAACUGGCAAAUGUGAGCCCAUCUGUUCCACCUGGUUUUGGUGAUCUUUCUGCACGACAGAUCCCUAAAAGUUCUUCUACAGAUGUAGAUGUUGCUCUAGUCAAGUCCAAGGAUCCUUGUCUGAAACAAAAUGCAGAUGAAGUCAUUGCAACAAAACCUCAGGUGUGUGAAAUUCUGCCAUCAACUUCAUCAGCCUUGGAAUUACCAGUUGAAGUGUUGAGCCUCCCAUUGUCAGAGUCCAGUAAUCAGUCUCUGGGAGAAUGUGUUGCACAACAGGAUAAUAAAGACCUGUUAGGGGAUAGCUCCGUUGCUUCAAAUCCUGAGGUACCUGAAGAUUGUAAUAAUCCUGGAUUGUCUGAAGGCGCAUCUUUACCGAUAUUCAGCAGCACUUCUGUUGAAACGACCAAAGACCAAACUUUAAUUAUUGGAACCCCUAUGGGUGCAUCCACCUUUGGGUCAACAGUUCAGGCCCGUGACUCUGAAAAGUCUGAAUCUCGAUUUAGAAAGGAAUCUGAUGAAAUUAUUAUGUCUGCCAAGAAUCCUGAGCUGGAUAAAUUAAUAGCCUCAGAUAAUGUGUCUAUUAGAGCAGAAGUCAGCAGCAUCCCUGUUGAGAUGACCAAAGAUCAAAGUUUAAAUACUGGAAUCAUCGAGGCUGCACCAACUUCUGGGUCAAUGACUCUUGCUGGCGACAGUGUAGAGUGCGAACCUCCACAUGGGAAGGAAAGAGACAAAAUGGUUGAAUAUGCCACAAAUCUCAAUAUGGAUGAAUCCAUAGCCUCUGAUGAUAUGCCCAAGGGCAAAAGCAAUUUGGUUUCUGAGAUGUUAAAGGACAGAACCUAUAAUGAAUCUGGGGAAAUAGUUGCUGAACAUGUGAAGGAUGAUAUUAUGGUCGAGGGUCGUGUUUCGGCUCAAUCAUCUAUUGAAGUUGAAGUUCCAUCUUUGAAAUCUGAACGGAAUAAAUCUAAGCAUUCGUGUGAAAAGGGCGAUGCAGAAAAGCAAGAGAAAAAGGAUACUGCCAAGGUCUUUGAUUCAAAGCCUGAGUCUAUUGUGAGUCAAAGCUUACCGGAAGAGUCAUUUCCUGUACUGUCAACUUCGGAAAAGGUGGAUUUGUCUUCGGACUCUACUAUGUCUGAAAAUUUGUUUGUGAGAGAUAUCAAACAGUUAGAAAGUGGAAGUCAUCAUAUGGAUGCCUCACUUGUUCCACAUUCUGAGGUUGAAAUUGGCAGCAAUUCUGUUAAGGAAGAUGCAGAAGAAAAAAGAAAAGACCUUGCUCCAGGUGAGGCACUUCUUUCACUAUCCGAGAUUGGUAACAGUCAAUGCAUGGAGUCAUCAACUACGAACACAGAAGUUCUUGUUAAUGAUCUUCUAUUAAAGUAUUCGCUUGAGCAAUGCGGGGAAAAACCUGAAACUGGAGAAGGGAAAGGAUCUGAUCUAAAUGAGGUCCAUAUGCAAGAGACUCAGGCUUGUGGAAAUGAAAUGAAAUCACCUGCCAUUUCGCCUGAAAACAUGGAAGUUUUGGGGUCAAAGUCUGAGGAGAAAUCACCGUCUUGCAUCAAGGGAAGUGCCAAGAUGGAAGCUUUAAAUGUUGAACCUCAAACAGUUGAGAGUCAAUCUCUAUUAAGUUCUAUUGAUGAUGUGGAGGGUAAAAUUCCGGACAUGGAUGGAGCUUUAGUCUCAAAUCCUGAACCUGAACAGAUGAAGUUCGAGAGUCAAUUUGUGUUAGAUUCUUCAGUCGAUGUAAAAGCCGGCAAAAAUUCCAGCCUAGAUGUAACUUUUGUCUCGCAUCCUGAACCUCAGUCCGAAAGUCAACUUUUGCUGGCUUCUGCAGUUGAUGCACAAGGGAGCAAGACUUCUGGCUUGGAUGAAGCUGUUGUCUCCGAUCCUGAACCUCAGUCUGAAAAUCAGUUUGUCCUGGAUUCUGCUGUUGAUGCACAAAGGAGCAAGGAUUCUGGCUUGGAUGAAGCUGUUGUCUCAAAUCCUGAAUCUCAAACAAGGAGUCAAUUUGCACUGGAUUCUGCAGUUGACGCACAAGGGAGUAGGAAUUCUGGGUUGGGUGGAGCUGUUGUCUUGGGUCCUGAACCUCAGUUUGAAAGUCAAUUUGUGCUGGAUUCUGCAGUUGACGCACAAGGGAGUAAGAAUUCUGAAUUGGAUGGAGCUGUUGUUUCGGAUCCUGAAUCUCAGUCCAAGAGUCAAUUUGUUCUGGACUCUGCAGUUGAUGCUCAAGGGAGUAAGACAUGUAGCUUGGAUGAAGCUGUUGACUCGGAUCCUGAAUCUCAGUCCAAGAGUCAAUUUGUUCUAGAUUCUGCUGUUGAUGCUCAAGGGAGUAAGAAUACUGACUUGGAUGAAGCUGUUGUCUCGGAUCCGGAAUCUCAGUCCAAGAGUCAAUUUGUUCUAGAUUCUGCAGUUGAUGCUCAAGGGAGUAAGAAUUCUAGCUUGGAUGAAGGUGUUAUCUCGGAUCCUGAACCUCAGUCCCAAACUCAAGUUGUGCUGGAUUCUGCAGUUAAUGCACAAGGGAGUAAGAAUUCUGGCUUGGAUGAAGGUGUUAUCUCCUUUCCUGAGCCUCAGUCCCAACCUCAGGUUGUGCUGGAUUCUGCAGUUGAUGCAGGAGGGAGUAAGAAUCCUGGCUUGGAUGAAGGUGCUAUCCUGAAUCCUGAACCUCAGUCCCAACCUCAAGUUAUGCUGGAUUCUGCAGUUGAUGCAGGAGGGAGCAAGAAUUCUGGCUUGGAUGAAGCUGUAGUCUCGAAAUCUGAAUCUAAAAUAGCGAAGUCUGAAAAUCAAGUUGGGUUAGAUCAUGCAGAUGAUGUUCAAGUAAGCGAAAACUUCAAGGAGGAUGACACUGUUGUCAUGAAUCCUGAAUCUCAAAAUGUGAUAUCUGAAAGUAAAUUAGGUUUAGAUUCUGCAGUUGUUUUACAAGGGAGUAAAAGUCCCAACAUGGAUGAAGCCAUUUUACCGAAUCCUGAACCUCAAACGAAGAAGUCCAAGAGUCAAGAUGAUGUUCCAGAGAAAAAAGAUUACAACAGAGAUGAAGCUGUGGUUUCAAAAUCUGAAGAACCUCAACCCCGUCAAACUGCCGGGGACGGAGUAGAUAUAGAGCAACUUGGUGAAGGAAACACAGUAAGAGAGUCUAACAUAGAGAUUGUUUCAGCGGUUUCUCUUGCUGACAAUCUGAAGGAUGAUGUUCCAUGUGGCAUGUCAUCUGGUAUUUGUUCCAGUUCUAGUACUGAUGAUUCGGCUCUGGCACCAGUUACAGAUAAGUGCUCUAGUGCAACAGAAAAUAUUGAUAUGAAUGAUCCACAACAAUGA